Pogonomyrmex barbatus (red harvester ant) is the source of this 2615-nucleotide messenger RNA. Its product is annotated as nitric oxide-associated protein 1. The record is from RefSeq and is a predicted model, not a curated record. Gene Ontology annotation, molecular function: GTP binding. Lineage: Eukaryota; Metazoa; Arthropoda; Insecta; Hymenoptera; Formicidae.
UAAAGCGCGCAUCUGUAGUGUCUAGUCGUCUAAAAAGUGGGAAGUUAUCUUUGUCUCGUUUCUUGAUUCUCGAAAUAUCGAAAUCGAAUUCACCAUUUUUAAGUCACAUAUAAAAACGUUUUGCGCAUGCGCGUAUUUUGCCUCAUGUUCCAAAAGUAAGGUUAACUAUUCUUUACAGAGCUUAACCUUAAAGUGAUGAAGCGGUGAUACAUAAUGAUAUAUGUGUACAUCACAUUGCGAUACGUGUUACAUCUACGAUGUUUGUAAAUAAUAUUAAAUUGAUUACUUUCACGAAGCAUUCAGCAUUGAAAACUUACAUUGAUAAUACAUAUUGUUAUUUGAAAACUUGUCGCCAUGUAAUUCAGGCAUUUAAUUAUUCUACGAAAUGCGACGCGAAAGCGAACACCGUUCAAUCGUCUCUCGAUUCCAGAGUCGUGGCACUGCGAGAGAAAUUGAUAUAUUGCGAUUAUUUAGAUUAUCAGAAAGUGAAAAUGAGUUACAUGAAGCGUUAUUUAUUGAAAAAGAAGACUGAGUAUGCUAAAAGGAACAAGCGAAUUGAUACGCUUGUAAAUUUACCUGUCUACAGCGUACUCCUGGACGCGAAGAAUGACGAAGACACUCGUUUGGAGCAGAAAUAUACAAGUACAGAAGACGAUUUAAUAAAACCUGUAUAUAUGCCAUAUGCAACUACUGAUUCGUAUAGUAAUGUGGACACAUCUUUAAACGAAUCGAAUGAAAGUAAUUUUAAUGAAAAUAUACCAUUGAAUGAAGAGUAUAAAGCUCUGUAUGAAAGAUAUUUAAUGGAAAAGUAUAAAGCCUUAGAAAGAAAUGAAGAUCUCAGUCUGGAAGACUAUUUAAAGGACAAAGAUGUCGAUGGAUUAUAUGAGAAAGAAUCUAAUGUUCCGUACAAUUGGAUGGUUGAUGUCGAGCAAUAUGAUGAUACUUUGCAAGACAAUAUCUGGCUCAACAAUUAUGGUACUCCAGAUCCAAAUUCGAAUAUUAGUUCUGUUCCAUGUGGCGGCUGUGGUGCCUUGCUGCACUGUAAAGAUCACGCUCUACCAGGUUAUUUGCCUUCGGAACUAUUUUUAAAGAAAAGUAACCAGGAACUGCAAGUUAUGAUUUGUCAAAGAUGCCACUUUAUGCGACAUUACAACACCACGUUGGAGGUGAAAGUCUCUGCAGAUGAAUAUCCAGAACUUUUAAAAGUAAUAAAAACAAAGAAAUGUGCUGUCAUUCUCAUGGUCGAUCUUACGGAUUUUCCAUGCAGCAUAUGGCCUGAGAUAAAUAGCGUUCUCCAUCCUUUGACACCGGUAUUUGUUGUAGGAAAUAAAAUAGAUUUAUUGCCUCAAGAUUCAAGACAUUUCUUUGCUCAUGUUAAAGAUUGUUUGUCGAAGGCUGUAGAAAAUACAGGAAUCAAGAAGGAGAAUAUCAGACAUGUAGCACUCAUAUCUGCAAAAAGUGGUUAUGGCAUAGAGGAACUUAUAAAUAAAUUGCAUGCCAUUUGGAAAUAUAAAGGAGAUGUUUAUGUGAUUGGGUGCACAAACGUGGGUAAAUCCUCUCUAUUCAACGUUCUUCUGCAAUCCGAUUAUUGUAAGGUACAGGCUGUAGAUCUUAUACAACGCGCAACUAUUUCUCCUUGGCCAGGCACGACAUUGAACCUGCUGAAAUUUCCUAUCUUAAAUCCCAACAAAUCGCGGCUUUACUCGAGAAUGUUACGAUUAAAAGAGGAACAACUAUACAAGCAUGUUGAAGAGAAAUUUAGAAUCAGUCAAUUCAAAACGACGCGUAAAUUAGAGUACGCCACAUUACAAAGUCACAUUGGCAGAACGUUUCAAUCCAAAUCCAAAACUAAAGUAACAAACGAUCCAUUUGCGGAAGCAAAAUACGAUAACAGCUCUAUGCAACAAUUUGGUUUUGACGAGAACAAAGAGGAGUAUAAAUACAGCCGUUGGUGUUAUGAUACUCCUGGCACCAUACAACAAGAUCAAGUAUUGGAUUUGCUAACGAUGCAAGAACUUUUGUCGGUUUUACCGAAGAAAAUAAUUUCACCUAGAACUUUUAUUCUACACGUAAAUCAAACGAUAUUUUUGGGCGGAAUAGGUAGAUUGGAUUACGUAGAGGGUGACAGUUUUAUUAGGUGCACGAUAUUUUCGAGUGAUGAACUACCUGUAACUUUAACUCGUACUGAGGACGCGGACGGCGUAUACAAUGAAUUACUCAAAACGGAAGCGUUUGUCGUACCUGAGAACAAUCUGGACCGAUUGAAACAUUGGCCAGCGCUAGGAUCGAAACAGAUAGAGAUUACUGGUGUCGGAAGAAAUGAAUCGAUCGCCGAUGUCGUUCUAUCCAGUGCGGGAUGGAUCGCGAUCGCUGCUAAAGAAGCUAAACAUGUUGUGUUGAGAGCUUGGAGCCCACAAGGACGCGGUUUGCAUUUAAGAAUGCCGGCGCUUUUGAAAAAAUCUGUCGCUCUACGUGGCAAUCGAGUCUCAGAUACACCAACCUACAGAAGCGGUGUUCAAGCAUAUAAAAAAUAAAUAAUCCUUUUUCAUACGCAUAUAUUGUGUACGUACAUAUAUUCCAAAUGCACAUCCUCGCAUUACAUAUCUAUUUCAGCA